CCUAUGUGGUGAAACUGGUUCUGCAGUGUGGAGGUCGUAGCAUACGGACAGUUGUACUGAACCACUCCUACCGGCAACAUGGCAGAAAGCUAUGAGGAAGCCGAUCAGCUGUUCGCUGACUGCAAGUUUCGCGAAUCAUACGAACUGCUGCUGAGCAGGAAGCACACCAGUACGGACACGGAAUAUGAGACUUUGUGGAGGCUGUGCCGUGUGAUUUACUCGAUCACACGGGAGCUUGCGGUGGACGAGAAGAAAGCCAAGGAACUGGAAGCACUCGUAUUUGAAGGGUUCGAGUACGCAAAGCAAGGACUUGCCCUGCAACCCAACACUGCCUCGGCACACAAAUACUACGCGAUCUUUCUUGCGGAAAAGUCCGGCAUCGAAGGGCUUAAGGAGCGUGUACUGCAGCUCAGCACCAUACUGCGCCAUCUGCGGAGGGCAACCGAGCUGGACGAAAGUGAUCCAUUCGGGUGGUUUGUUCUGGGACGCUUCUACCACAAGCUGGCAGGGUUGGCAUGGUUUCAGAAGAAGAUGAUCCACACCUUUACCACCGACAUACCGGAUGCGACGUACGACGAUGCGUUACGGUAUUUCGAGCGAGCGGAAAGCGUACAGCCCAACUUUUUCCCACUAAAUCAUCUGAUGCUGGGCGAUACGUUGAUUGCGCUGAAGCAACCGAAAAAAGCACGUCCAUAUCUCGAACUAGCUGCCAAUCAGGCUGCACCACGUACCGCCGACGAUCGCGAAGCGCAAAGGGAAGCAAAAGCACUGCUCAGGAAGCUCUAACUAGGUGUCUUCUUCUGUAAUCUCUGUACUAUUAUUUAUCUCU
Molecule: messenger RNA, 829 nt
Organism: Anopheles maculipalpis
Lineage: Eukaryota; Metazoa; Arthropoda; Insecta; Diptera; Culicidae
Product: regulator of microtubule dynamics protein 1-like
Exons: 3
Coding region: 79-786 (235 amino acids)
Cellular component (GO): mitotic spindle pole; spindle microtubule; cytoplasm
Molecular function (GO): microtubule binding
Source: RefSeq, a predicted model, not a curated record